Messenger RNA from Osmia lignaria (orchard mason bee), 489 nucleotides. The record is from RefSeq and is a predicted model, not a curated record. NCBI's taxonomy places the organism in Eukaryota, Metazoa, Arthropoda, Insecta, Hymenoptera, Megachilidae.
AUGGCAUUAUCGAUAGCUCUGCCUCUUUCUGGUUUAGAAGCGGAACACUUUUACGCGAUAGGAAGCAGAAUUUUGUACGAGCAAGGUCUGAGAACUUUGGCCGGUUGUGGACCGAUUUCACCGAGCACGGCAAGCGAAUCAAGUGGAGUCGGUAGCUUUGUGCCUUCCAUCGAAUCAACCACACCGGAACAAACGCCAGCUUCUUCUAGACCAGAGACACCCGCUGAAGAUGCUCCCAGAAAACAGCCGAAGCCGAGCACACAGCUCCGUGUUUACUACAGACAACGGGACAUAUUAAACUUAGGAGCGAAUAUCAGAGAACCGUGCUGGCAAAUGAGAGUCCCGACGAUGCCACGUUACGAUUUCAAAAGCUUCAUGGAAAACCGAUCGAUCUAUUAUCGUUUAGGCGAAUACGGUUUAAUCGAGGAGUAUCCAACGAGAAACUGCAAAGAAUGCGGCUUCAGCGAACCGUCGCCGUAUCUGUUUUGA